UGAUUGAAAAAAGUGAGCCAGGGAACCCUUUAUCUGGGUGCUUAGCUUCUGUUGUCCUGGGCACACAAUUCCAAGUUUCUGAAGCUGAAGAAGAUCCAAAUAUGUAGAAUUCAGAAAGUGUCCUUCCAGGGCUGGGGUAGUACAGGACACAGCCUGAGUUCAUAUAAUCCUAAACCUCGAUGUUCAUUGGGUUCUAUCUUCCUGGGUCCAGCCCCUACUUCAGGCCAAAUCCAUUUUAUGAAAACUUGAAGAUAAAGGAGAAAGAGGUCAUGUCAUUACUGCACAACUUAGACACAAAGAACAUUGAACAUCGUGAGAAAUUUCAGGAGCUCAAGAAGGAGAUUAACUUCUAUUGCAACCUGCACAGCCGGCUCCUGAUGGACCAGGCAUGUAUGAAGAAGAAGUUGGUCACAUUGAAGCAGGAGAGCAAGGAGGUACAGCGAUAUUUGUUUGAGUUGAACCCGAAGGAUGAAGACCAACCGGAGAAAACCAGCAACCUCCAGACCCAGCAAAAUGUGGUAGGAACAAGCAGCUGAGUCAGAUUAACAAUGUCUGAUACCAUUUGCCUAUUGGAUACAUCUUUGCUUCCCCUAUCAGCUUUCUAAUCUCCCCACACCCAGUCAGUCACCCACCUCAUGUGAUAGAGUUAUUCAUUGCUCUGUCUAUGCACAAGUAUUCUGGGAUGUUAACCACUCUUCAGAAACUGAAUUGUUGGCAAUUAUACUUC
Molecule: messenger RNA, 727 nt
Organism: Rattus norvegicus (Norway rat)
Lineage: Eukaryota; Metazoa; Chordata; Mammalia; Rodentia; Muridae
Source: RefSeq, a predicted model, not a curated record